GUCAGCUGUUUUCUCUGUACAGUGUUUGUUGAACUGCAACCAAACCAGCAGAGCCUCUGUAUCCGAAUGAAACCGACUGACUGGACUUUGUUCUGUUCACAUUCUGUGUUUCUUUUACUCCUAAUUUAUCUCUUAUUAACUCAGUGAUGCUAAAGUUAGCUUAGUUCGCGAGCUGCUAACAGACCUGUCAGUGUGUGAUGGAGAUAAACUGUUUCUGACGGAGUUUGUGUGAAGAAAAGGUGAAAAAUGUGUCCAAAAGUACAGAUUCUGAGAUCACUUGUGGAGCAGAGACUAACUGCAGCUGCUGAAGAGAUAUUUGGGCUGUUUGAAAGAACCAUAGCAGAGUACGAGGAGGAACUUUGUCGAACUAAAGAAGAAAACCAGAGACAAAGACAAAUACUGGACUGUGUUUGGAAUCCGAGAGUCCUGUUACACAAAACAGACGUCCAGCAGCUGUCGGUGGUUGAGGAAGCAGUUCCUCCUGAGCAGCAGGAGUGGAAUCCCAUUGUGGACCAGAAGGAACCAGAACCCUCACACAUUAAAGAGGAACAGGAGGAACUGUGGACCAGCCAGGAAGUUAAUAUCACCAACUUCCCAUCCACUCCUGUCCCUAUGAAGAGAGAUAAUGAUUUUGAGAAGAAAGUUAAGUCCUCACAGCUGAAUCAAACACAAACUGAGGAGAACAAAGAGAACAAAGUGGAAGCAAAUAAAGUGGACUGUGGAGGAUCAGAACCAUCCAGCAGCUUCCAUCCACAUAGACAUUUACAAACAAAAACCGAUGAGCAGAAGGAAGACUCUGAGGAAACAGAGGACAGCGAUGAAGACCAGACCCUGAACCACAAACCUGAGUCAAAGCUUCCAACAAACAGCUCAACUCAACAGAUGGAAACAGAAACUGAUGGAGACGAUGGUGGAGGAUCAGAGCCAGACAUUAUCCUGGUCCACACGGAGAGUGUAAAGGGAAGAAGCCUUGACAGUAAGAGUUUACUGGAGGAACAGAUGGACACUCACACAGGACAGAAACUGGUUGGUUCUUAUGAAUGUGAAGCAACAUUUUCUCGGAAGAAAAACACGACACAGGAAACCAACUCACCCAGAGACAUGAUGAUGAAAAAUGGCUGGACUUUAAGUGAUGUGGGAUGUGAAAAGAAAUUACACCAUUGCUCAGUGUGCUCAAAAAGAUUCUGUUGGAAGUCACAUUUAGAAAUCCACAUGAGAAUCCACACUGGAGAGAAGCCAUUUUGUUGUUCAUUUUGUGGAAGCAGAUUCACACAGAAGUCAAGUUUACACAGUCACAUGACAUCCCACACAGGAGAAAAACCAUUCAGUUGUUCACUGUGUCACAAACGUUUUGGACACAGGACUAACUUCAGGAGACACAUGAGGUCGCACACAGGAGAGAAACAUUUUGGAUGUCCAGUUUGUGGUAAAAGAUUUGUAGAUAAGUCGAAGUUGGGAAGUCACAUGAUUAGUCACAGUGAGGAGAAACCUUUCAGCUGCUCAGUUUGUCAGAAAUGUUUUAAAUAUAAAAGGGACGUUACAAGGCAUAUGAAAAUUCAUACACGGGAGAGACAAUGUUUGUAGGCAACACUAUAGUGAUGGGAAUUCUGGCUCUUUUUAGAGAACCGGCUCUUUUGGCUCGGCUCACUAAAAAGCCAACUCCCAAAUGGCUCCUCAGAUUUUUUGGUGCUUAAAUUAAUUUAUUACCAACAGUAAUGUAAAGUGAUGCGCAGUAUGAAUUACUAAUGUUAAAAGAAAUGCACUAUACCAAAUGCUUAUUAUAUAAAUACACCUUUAGUUAUACACUCUUCAGAGUGUUAAAAAAAAUAAAUUAGAACAUGCAAAAUGAAAUGCUUAACUAUUUACAAAUGACCUUUACUAACUUAACUAUUUUAAACUUUUAGCUUUUACAGCAUUGCUGUAGACACUGCAGUAGCAGCAACAGUUGCAGUAGACACACUGGCACCUUCAUUAAUAUCACGUUCACUUCCUUGUGUUUUUUCUUCCAGUUGCACUGAUGGAUGAACAGUUCUCAUGUGCCUGUGCAGGUUGUUUGUGGAGCCAGCUCUAUAUGAGAUUUUUGUCUUGCACACUGUACAUUCUGUCUUAGUUUGGUCAAUGUCAUUGAAAUGUGUCCAGAUUUUGCUGCGUUUCCUGUAGUCACUCAUUUUCUCAACUUUUUUUUACCUUUCCAGUCCAUUUGCAUUGUGCUCCCUGCUCUCUCUUUCUCUCUCGUCUCCCUCCCUCCUGUUCGUCUGCUUGCUGUGUGUGUGUGUGUGUGCGCGUGCGUGCGUGUGUGUGUGUGUGUGUAACUCCACCCCUCUCCCCUCUGCUCAGUGCAGACAGACGACACCACACAUACUGACCAAUCAAAUGUGGCUUGGAGAAAAAAAAAGAGAGAAAGAGAAAAAAAACCAGAGCAGCUCCAAAAUCAGGAGCCGGCUCCUGUCGUUCACGUCAAAGAGCCAGCCUCUCAGAGCCAUUUCGUUCACGACCGAC
Messenger RNA from Sphaeramia orbicularis (orbiculate cardinalfish), 2499 nucleotides. RefSeq names its product zinc finger protein 771-like. The record is from RefSeq and is a predicted model, not a curated record. NCBI's taxonomy places the organism in Eukaryota, Metazoa, Chordata, Actinopteri, Kurtiformes, Apogonidae. Gene Ontology annotation, cellular component: nucleus. The transcript is spliced from 5 exons. Gene Ontology annotation, biological process: regulation of transcription by RNA polymerase II. The coding region runs from base 247 to 1584 and encodes 445 amino acids. Gene Ontology annotation, molecular function: DNA-binding transcription factor activity, RNA polymerase II-specific.